Musa acuminata AAA Group (dessert banana) is the source of this 1783-nucleotide messenger RNA. Its product is annotated as diacylglycerol kinase 7-like. Gene Ontology annotation, molecular function: ATP-dependent diacylglycerol kinase activity. The record is from RefSeq and is a predicted model, not a curated record. Bases 108 to 1574 code for a protein of 488 amino acids. The transcript is spliced from 12 exons. NCBI's taxonomy places the organism in Eukaryota, Viridiplantae, Streptophyta, Magnoliopsida, Zingiberales, Musaceae.
GCCAGAGUUAUUCCUUCCUCUUCCUCUCGGCUUCGUGUGCUUCGCUUUCUUGGGGAAGACGGGACGCGAGUGCGUAAAUAGUGGCAUGGAGCGAGCGAAAGGUAGCGAUGUCGAAAUCGAAGGUGGGGAUGGCGCCGGAGGACGAAGCGGAGGCGACGGUGAAGUCGUCACGGUGGGACUCGAUCCAGAGGUGCGGGAUCCCCAGAAAAAUCAAGAUCGACGAGGAGAAGCUGAGGCGGGACAUCUUGAUCCCUGAGUACCUCUGCAAGGCGAUGGAAGACGCCAUCGAUAAAAGGGACGCCACCGUCGUGGGCCCCUCCUCAGGCGCAGAGCCCAGUGGCGGUUCGGAGGUGCCGAAGGCGCCGCUGGUGGUGUUCGUGGACUUCUGCAGUUGCGAACACCGCGGCCAGCAGAUGAUGCGCCAGCUUCAACAAUUCAUAAGCAAGGGACAGGUCUUUGAUCUUUUAGCUACAAAGCCUUCUCACUUUGUUCAGCAUGGUUUGACUUGCUUAGAAAACUUGGCUAGCCAAGGUGACAAGUGUGCAGAGGCCAUUCGUCAAAACUUAAAAAUCAUGGUUGCAGGAGGUGAUGGUACCGUAAGUUUGGUAUUGAAAAGCUUGGUAGAACUUUCUGUACAUAAUAAAAAGCCAAUUCCUCCAACUGGCAUUUUUCCACUUGGAACAGGAAAUGAUCUUUCAAGGAGUUUUGGUUGGGGUGGUUCAAUUCCUUUUGCAUGGAGGUCAGCAUUCAAACAGUUUCUUCAUAAGGCGGUUUCAAAUGGUGUUAAACACCUUGAUAGUUGGCGUGUUAUACUCAUGAUGCAUGAAACAAAAGAAAGAAAUCGGUCAUCUUUGCUUAACACUUUGCAAAAUUAUGAUCUAACUCAGUCAACCUUGUUGCAGGAUGAGGAAAUACAAGUUGAAUUGCCUGAAACUAAAUCUUUCUCUGAAGGAGUCUUCUACAACUACUUUAGUAUUGGAAUGGAUGCUCAAAUUGCAUAUGGCUUCCACCAUCUACGGCAGGAUAAACCAUACAUUGCCCAGGGUCCUACUUUAAAUAAAUUAAUUUACACUGGGUAUAGCUGCAAACAGGGAUGGUUCUGUACACCAUGUCUGAAAACCCCAGGAUUAAGGGGACUUGACAGCAUUCUAUCUCUUUAUAUUAAAAGGGCCAACAAGAAAACGUGGAAGGAAAUCAUAGUUCCUCCAAGUGUUAGGGCCAUUGUUCUUCUGAAUCUUGACAAUUAUGCAGGAGGAGGACAUCCAUGGGGAUACCCUACACCUGAGUACCUUGAGAAGAAAAGUUUUUAUGAAGCUCAUCCGGAUGAUGGGUUGCUUGAGAUAUUUGGGUUAAAGCACGCAUGGCAUGCUUCCUGUGUCAUGGCUGAACUUAGUCCAGCCGUGCAUAUUGCUCAGGCUGCUGCAGUAAAGUUGAGACUCAAAGGUGGUGACUCGAAGGAAGCUUAUAUGCAAAUGGAUGGAGAGCCAUGGAAACAACCAAUAAAGAAAGAGUACCCAAACCUUGUGAUAAUAGAGAGCACUCCUUUUCAGUCACGCAUAAUAAGUGGAAAAUGAUGCCGAUGAGCAUAUCCUGUGAAACCCAGAAGUUCCGAUGGUGUGCCUUCCAUAAUUUUCUUUCCAAUGCUCGUUAUCAAUAUUUUCUCAAAAAAAAAAGAAAAGAAAAAAAAGGAUCUGAUUGCUUAAAUUAAUUCAUGUUAAUAAUGCAAAUGAUGAUGAUGUGUACGAACUCUCGAUUUCAGCCUUCAAAUGAUUUCUUUUCACUU